GUUUAACUUUAAAUUAUUUUUGGUUUUCAUUCGAGAGAAAUUAUUUUUUGAAAAGGAGAUUAGUUAGUUAAAAGCAUGUUUUCUAGUAAUCUGUUAAGAGAUUGUUGUUGCCUAAGGCGCUCUUCAAAGAAUAAUUUCGCUUUAAAUCCUCCAGAAAGCCUUAUUUCACUUGAUUCAGGACAUAUUGGCCAAGAAGUAGUUAUUUUGAAAAACGGCAAACGUGUAUGUGGUUCGGGUGGUGCAGUUUUGAAUCAAGCGCUGCUUCAGUCUAAAAGUUACUUCGAAGUAAAAAUCCAGCAAAGUGGUCAUUGGAGUUUAGGACUUUGCACAUUGAAUACGGAUUUGAAUAAGACAAGAGGUGGUUUGGACAAGUUUAGUUGGUGCCUAAACGCUGAGAAUUAUGUGAUGAACGAUGGUCACGUUUUGUACGACUUGAAUGAAAUGUACAGUUCAAAUGGGAAUAAGACGUCAAAUGAUGACACUGAACAGCUGCUACCGCUGAAUAAUAAAGAAGACAUCACAAACCUCCUGCCAUCAUCAUCAAAUGCAUCACAACGGUCAGCACUUCCGCAGGAAGGUGACAUUAUUGGAAUAACUUAUGAUCACAUCGAGUUGAACUUUUAUCUCAAUGGUAAAAAUCUCAACAUUCCAACGCUCAUCAAGCUCAAUUCAACUUCAACGAGAGGUGAAUACAAUAACGAGAUCUAUCCUCUUCUUGUUGUUGAUGAUGGAGCCAUUUUGGAUCUUAUUGUUGAUAACUUCAACUAUCAAAUUCCAAGCGGGUAUGAUAAAAUUAUGGUGGAACAAACAUUGCUUUAAAGCAUAUUUCUCAAUCAGUCUACAACAAAAGCUUUAAUAAUCAUCUUUUUGCUACGUUUUACUUGCACUGACUUAUCUGUUCGUAUAGCAUUCUAUAUCAGUGACUAAACUGAAAUAAAAUGAUAGUUAGACGUUUUUUCUAAUUCUAUCAUGUCCAAUGAUUGAGAAAACUUAAGAAAAAAUUCAUUCCU
Messenger RNA from Clunio marinus, 1010 nucleotides. Lineage: Eukaryota; Metazoa; Arthropoda; Insecta; Diptera; Chironomidae. The record is from the annotation of a GenBank genome assembly.